This is a messenger RNA of Penicillium antarcticum, 1512 nucleotides long. Its product is annotated as mitofusin complex protein UGO1. The transcript is spliced from 2 exons. Lineage: Eukaryota; Fungi; Ascomycota; Eurotiomycetes; Eurotiales; Aspergillaceae. The record is from RefSeq and is a predicted model, not a curated record. The coding region runs from base 1 to 1512 and encodes 503 amino acids.
AUGACGACUCGUGAAGGGAUCAAUCCCUUGCGGCCUUAUUAUAUCCCCCCGUCGGGCCUGUCGCCAGCUUCAAAUGCUCCGCCCGAAGUGACUUCGCCGUCAUCGGCCCAGGUUUUCGGGAGCACGGCGCGCGACCUCAUCCCGGACCUUGACUAUGCCGACUAUUUGGAAGCCUCGCCAUCGGUAUCCGACUGGGUUCGCGAUAACUUGAACCGGGCCCUAGUGCGCUACACUAAGGUCCUGACUGCCCAGCCGUUUGAUGUCGCCAAAACCAUCUUGCAGGUGUAUGUCGUGCCCGACGCCGCCGAUGAGCAAUGGGAUCGGAAGUCGACACCGGGAGCUAGCGGUAGCUCUUACGACUCGGAGUCUGAAUCAUCAGAUGACGAGAGCAGUUACUUCACCUCAGCAGCUCCUCCGACACCGACGCCGAGUACACCCCGGUCUCGCAAGUCAAGACAACAUAUUACCGACCGCAGUGGUUACAUACGACCAGAGUCUGCGGCAAAGCCUGCAUAUGCGUUGUCUCUCAAGAACUCGAACUCCCUGACCGAAGUUCUCUCCCAACUAUGGUCCUCCAGUGGCCCCUCCUCCCCCUGGAAGGCCUCCAACGCUACUUUCAUGUACUCCCUUCUUCUACCGACCUUGAACACAUUCAUUCGCAGCCUUUUGUCGGCAAUUGUCGGUCUUCCCGAGGAUGACAUUUCCUCGUCGAUGACAGCCGACAUUUUGACCGCAUCUUCUCCCCUGAUGACGUUGAUUCUAUCAUUUAUUUCAUCGUCACUUUCCGCCCUCAUUCUAGCUCCUAUCGACACCGCUCGCACAUUCUUGAUGCUCACGCCAGCCACACAUGGCCCGCGGUCCCUCGUGCGAGCUAUCCGCCAGCUCCCCACUCCCAACAGUACAAUCCCCUCACAUCUUGUGCCUAUCACAGUCUUGCACUCAAGUCUCCCCAACUUCAUCAUGACCUCGACCCCACUCUUCCUCAAAUCUUACCUUUCUAUCGACCCUCUCCUUAACCCUAACACAUGGAACUUGUGCGCAUUCCUUGGCUCCGGCCUCGAGCUUGCCGUACGGUUCCCGCUUGAGACUGUGCUCCGUCGCGCCCAGAUUGCCACAUACACCUCCUUGAGCCUGCGCCAGAAGUCGUCCGGUGGUAGCAUCCGCGCGGCAUCUAUUGAUGCUUCCGACGUUGAAACCAUUGUCCCAACCCCGCGCACCUACCGCGGAAUCAUUGGCACAAUGUGGCACGUCGUUUAUGAAGAGGGCGUUAGCUCCACACCAUCCGAUACGGAGCGGGCCCAAACCCUCCUCGGUCAACCAUCCUCCCAGGAACAGCUCAAGAAGCGCAAGCAAGGCCAGGGUAUCCAAGGUCUGUACCGUGGUUGGCGCAUUGGUAUGUGGGGUAUCGCCGGUAUCUGGGGUGCCAGUCUACUCGGCGGAGUAGCGGGUGGCCCAGAAGACGAAGUGACGACAAGAGGCGGCCACGGCCGAUCCAGCGGUGGACGCUUCUAA